Messenger RNA from Oldenlandia corymbosa var. corymbosa, 1245 nucleotides. The record is from the annotation of a GenBank genome assembly. Lineage: Eukaryota; Viridiplantae; Streptophyta; Magnoliopsida; Gentianales; Rubiaceae.
AUGUCAACUUCCAUUGGAGCAACUGUGGAACUGUUUCAGUCCAUUACAACUGUGGCUGCUGCUUCUCCUCGCCCAGAAUUGUUAACUAAGAACUCAAGUGUGUCCGUUAUAAAGUCAUCUGGUUGCCUUUCGCCUAAGCUUUCUGUGCCGACUGGGGCCUGCAGAAAAUUUGAUUGCAGAGUUGGGGGGAGCGGAAGUGUUCCUUCUUCUUCAAUGGCGGCAAGAAGUACUCGUUUGAAUGCUACUGCAAAUGAUGAUGGUCAUGAAGGGCUUACGUAUAAGGGUGCUGGAGUUGACAUUGAUGCCGGGACAGAGCUUGUGAGACGAAUUGCCAAGAUGGCUCCUGGAAUUGGAGGAUUUGGAGGGCUAUUUCCUCUGGGUGAUUCCUAUCUUGUAGCUGGUACAGAUGGUGUAGGAACCAAGCUCAAGCUGGCAUUUGAAACUGGAAUUCAUGAUACCAUUGGGAUUGACCUGGUUGCAAUGAGUGUUAAUGACAUUGUCACUUCUGGAGCAAAGCCUUUAUUUUUCCUUGAUUACUACGCUACCAGCCAUCUUGAUGUUGAUCUUGCAGAGAAAGUUAUAAAAGGUAUCGUUGAUGGUUGCGAACAAUCUGAUUGUGUUCUCUUAGGUGGAGAGACUGCAGAGAUGCCAGGCUUUUACUCUCCUGGUGAAUACGAUCUUAGUGGCUUUGCAGUUGGCAUUGUCAAAAAAGAUUCAGUAAUUGACGGAAAAAACAUUGUUGCUGGAGAUAUCCUCAUUGGUCUUCCCUCGAGUGGAGUUCACUCGAACGGAUUUUCUCUUGUUAGAAGGGUUCUCGAACGAAGUGGUCUGUCUCUUAAGGACCAGCUUCCUGGUGGAUCUGUCACAUUAGGUGAGGCUUUGAUGGCACCAACUGUCAUUUAUGUGAAGCAGGUGCUUGACAUUAUUGGCAAGGGAGGAGUUAAGGGCAUUGCUCAUAUCACAGGGGGUGGUUUCACAGAGAACAUUCCGAGGGUUUUCCCAAAGGGCCUUGGGGCUGUCAUUCACAAGGACUCUUGGGUAAUUCCUCCUGUUUUUAAGUGGAUUCAAGAGGCUGGAGGAGUAGAUGAGGGUGAGAUGAGACGGACUUUCAACAUAGGAAUUGGGAUGGUUCUAGUUGUUGACAAGGAGGCUGCAAAUAGAAUACUAGAAGAUGCGGAGAGAACAAAUACAACAUGCCACCUCAUUGGUGAGGUUGUAAGUGGUGAAGGUGUGACCUUUCAAUGA